This is a messenger RNA of Gigantopelta aegis, 1382 nucleotides long. RefSeq names its product sodium- and chloride-dependent glycine transporter 2-like. Lineage: Eukaryota; Metazoa; Mollusca; Gastropoda; Neomphalida; Peltospiridae. The annotation marks the transcript as partial. The record is from RefSeq and is a predicted model, not a curated record. Gene Ontology annotation, molecular function: L-amino acid transmembrane transporter activity. The transcript has 4 exons. Gene Ontology annotation, cellular component: membrane. Gene Ontology annotation, biological process: sodium ion transmembrane transport.
GCUGGAAUCUAUAUUUUCCAACUGGUUGACUGGUACGUCGUCGCCCUCAUCCUCAUCAUCAGCAUCAUGGAGUGCAUCAUCGUGGCCUGGAUAUAUGGAUUCCAGCGACUGGACGAGGACCUGGAGCUCAUGAUAGGAAGGAAAGUCCCCAUCUUCUUCAAAGUCAGCCUCACUUACGUCACACCACUGAUAUUCAGCUUUGCUAUAGUGUCGACGCUUGUGCAGUACACACUUCCGACGUACGGGAAGUACGAGUAUCCGUACUACAUUGCGAUCAUUGGUUGGAUCUACGCUGCGAUUCCGAUCGCGCCGAUACCCGUGUUCAUGAUCUGGGAACUCGCUAAAGCGAAGGGGUCACUGAAGGCGCGCAUUGUCAAGACGAUUUCUCCAUCAGAAAACUGGCUUCCGAACAAGUUGUUACCUCGACCGGAGUACAGAAAGAAACAACAGAACACGUUCAAAGAAAAUAUUUGUCAUUUGUGCCUUCGAUAAAACAAGACAUUUAAUGUCCUGGCAUCGACUCUCCAUUAUCUAAAUUGUGAUUGCUGUUUCUUCGUGUGGCAUUGCUCAUUUAAAAAAGAAACGGGAAUGUUUUAAUAUAUAUUUUUUCACGAUAACAUUAAUUCGCAAAAUAGACUGUCAAAAUGUGAAUAAAUUUUUAAAAAGACAUUUAUCAUUUUAAUAGACAGAAUGUAACGGGAUUCAGAGUGAAUAAUUGUAAAUAAAUUUGUUAAAAUACAUUAAUAUCCGCUUUUCUACAGCUGUAAACGAUACUAAUUCUAUUCUAAUCCGAUUCGCACAAAAGUACAUUUUGAAACCUUCCAUGGGUCAUUUUCCAUAUUACAGAAUAUUUUUACAACCACCAUUUCGCACAAAAUUGUAGUACAUGCAACGCAUACAUGUUUCAAACACAAGGCUACUUGAUACAAUGAUAUUCAGUAAAAUAAAAUUUCAUACAUGAAUUGCCUAAAUAAAACGUUUUUCCCUUUGAACAAAUGUCACAUUUAUCACCAAUGAUAAGAUUGUUAGUAUAAUUAAGUUUGCUAACCACACUUUCAGCCGGAUGUUAUUCAGGAAGUCCACUUUGAAGUCACGGGUUUUUUUUUAGGUGGUGGUCUAAUUUUAGUGUAAUUCGUGUUAAAUUCGCUACAUAAUUCAUACCCGUAGGAAGUCAAAAUUAGUGUGAAAUCACUUCUUUUUUCGUGUAAUUUGUAGACUUGUGCUGUCAACGAAUUUAUGAAGACAACGGAAAUAUAAUACAUGUAUACAUAUAAAACGAAUUUAUGUUACUAACUUUUCAAUCUACGAAUUUUUAGUACCCAACGAAAUAUGUUGGUUUUUCUUGUUUUGUUUUUUGUAUUGUUUUUUUUUUUUUUUUUUUU